AUGGCCGACAAACUUCACAACGCCAUACGAUCCUUGUCCAUCGAAGAUGAUGAUCCGGUAACAUUACCAGACGAUCCGAAAUUCCGGGUUUUUGAUGCUAACGCUACCAGUUUGAUGGGGAGGCUUUUGAAUCCGGAUUGCCAACCAAUGGCCAAGAUGAUCAACUAUAUGCCCACGGCUUGGAGAGUGCAUGGUAGGGUACGAGGGAUUGCCCUUUCUCGUGACAGAUUCCAGUUUAUCUUCCAGCGGGAAGAGGAUCUCUUAACUGUCUUAAGAGAUCGGCCUUGGUCUUACAACCACUGGACAAUGCUCUUGGAGAGAUGGACCCCAAAUCCGCCAGCCUCGUUCCUUACAUCUUUGGACGUCUGA
Messenger RNA from Brassica napus (rape), 369 nucleotides. RefSeq lists its product as uncharacterized. The transcript has a single exon. The record is from RefSeq and is a predicted model, not a curated record. Lineage: Eukaryota; Viridiplantae; Streptophyta; Magnoliopsida; Brassicales; Brassicaceae. The coding region runs from base 1 to 369 and encodes 122 amino acids.